UCCAAUCACUUCCAUUUUCAGGUUCUGACGGAAGAAAAAAAGAAAGCGGCGAAUGCCAAUGGCGAAAAACGAUGAUGAACCCGAGCUUCACAGCUCCGGCAAGAGGCUUAAAUGCUCUAAGCACGAUGAUGAACAAUACCAUCUUGGUAAUGAAGAAGAAGAAGAGGAACAGGUGACUGAACUUCCAUUGAAGCCCGGGCUUUUCUUCUACCCAAUGGCACCAACUUCCUUCGUCGUCUCCGAUGCUCUUGAGCCCGAUUUCCCAAUCAUCUACGUCAACAAAGUCUUCGAGAUCUUCACUGGGUACCGUGCCGAUGAGGUCCUCGGCCAGAAUUGUCGGUUCUUACAAUAUAGAGAUCCUCGUGCACAAAGGCGCCACCCUUUGGUUGAUCCAGUGGUUGUUUCUGAAAUCAGAAGAUGUCUUGAGGAAGGUGUUGAAUUCCAAGGUGAGCUCCUCAAUUUCAGAAAGGAUGGCACUCCUAUGGUGAACAGGUUACGGCUUGCACCCAUUCAUGAUGAUGAUGGGACAGUAACACACAUUAUAGGAAUUCAAGUGUUUUCGGAGACAAAGAUAGACCUUAAUCGGUUGUCAUAUCCUGUCUUCAAAGAAAAUUGUGCCAUUAAAUAUGAUCUAUCAGGCAAAAGUGCUCAUCUGAUUGAUCAAUCACCAUUUGGUCACCAUAAAGAAAUAUGUGGGAUACUGCAGCUUUCAGAUGAAGUCUUGGCCCAUAACAUUUUAUCACGCUUGACACCUCGAGAUGUUGCGUCUGUUGGAUCAGUAUGCCGAAGGAUACGUCAAUUGACGAAGAAUGAGCAUUUAAGGAAGAUGGUAUGUCAGAAUGCAUGGGGAAGAGAAGUGACUGGAACAUUGGAACAAAUGACAAAGAAACUCGGUUGGGGGCGCUUGGCCAGGGAACUUACAACUCUUGAAGCGGUUUGUUGGAGAAAAAUGACAGUUGGAGGAGCUGUGGAGCCCUUACGUUGCAACUUUAGUGCUUGUGCAGCAGGUAAUCGACUAGUAUUAUUCGGUGGGGAAGGAGUCAAUAUGCAGCCUAUGGAUGAUACCUUUGUUCUCAAUCUUGAUGCUGCCAAUCCCGAGUGGCGCAGAGUAAGUGUGAAAUCCUCCCCACCUGGACGCUGGGGCCACACUCUAUCAUGUUUGAAUGGUUCUUGGCUAGUGGUUUUUGGGGGAUGUGGCAGUCAAGGAUUGCUCAAUGACGUGUUUGUACUCGAUUUGGAUGCCCAACAACCAACAUGGAAGGAAAUCUCUGGUGGAGCUCCUCCAUUGCCUAGAUCCUGGCACAGCUCCUGUAUGAUUGAAGGGUCGAAACUGGUAGUCUCAGGUGGAUGCACAGAUGCUGGUGUGCUUCUCAGUGACACAUACUUGUUGGAUCUAACAACAGACAAGCCAACAUGGAGAGAGAUUCCCACAUCUGGGACACCCCCAUCUAGACUGGGACAUUCUCUUUCAGUUUAUGGUCGGACAAAGAUUCUAAUGUUUGGUGGACUUGCUAAGAGCGGACACUUACGCUUACGAUCAGGCGAGGCAUACACCAUAGAUUUAGAAGAGGAAGAACCCCAGUGGAGGCAACUCGAGUGCAGUGCAUUCACCGGCAUUGGCGGUCAGAGUGCUGUGGUUCCUCCACCAAGACUCGAUCAUGUAGCUGUCAGCAUGCCCUGUGGAAGAAUUAUCAUUUUUGGAGGCUCCAUUGCCGGGUUACAUUCACCUUCUCAGCUAUUCCUUCUCGAUCCCGCCGAGGAGAAACCGUCAUGGAGAAUUCUCAACGUUCCUGGACAACCACCUAAAUUUGCUUGGGGCCAUAGUACUUGUGUCGUUGGAGGGACACGGGUUUUGGUAUUAGGCGGCCACACCGGAGAAGAAUGGAUACUCAAUGAAUUGCAUGAACUCUGUUUAGCUAGCAGACAAGAUUCAGAUCUUUGAUUCUAUUUUAAUGUGGCAGCAAACACUCCAAAGGAAAAGUUGCUUCAAAGGAACCAAUUGAGACUCCUCAUAUUUUAUAGCACUGUAAGAACAAAAAUUUCCCACUCCUUUAGCUGUAUUAUGAUUUUGUUUUCUGUAUUUCUUUUUUCCUUCUUUUUGGUUUGUGUUUAAAUUUUGGUCUUCUGUAUAUAUUUAUAAAAAUAUAAUAUAGGUUGUGUUUUUUUUACUCCCACUUUUUCUUACCUUUUUGGUUCUGUAUUUUAUCUCUAAGUGGCCAUGAUUUUACUUUGUAUUGAGAAGCACUUCUGUGUAAAUGUAGAUGCUUGCUCUUUCUUUGGGUGUUUUAAGUUUUUGACAAACUGGACCUGGACCUCCAUUUUUGUUGGAUAUGUAUUUACUUAGGAAAUGCCAA
Molecule: messenger RNA, 2354 nt
Organism: Cucumis sativus (cucumber)
Lineage: Eukaryota; Viridiplantae; Streptophyta; Magnoliopsida; Cucurbitales; Cucurbitaceae
Product: adagio protein 3
Exons: 2
Coding region: 53-1942 (629 amino acids)
Biological process (GO): circadian rhythm; response to blue light
Cellular component (GO): cytosol; SCF ubiquitin ligase complex; nucleus
Molecular function (GO): protein binding
Source: RefSeq, a predicted model, not a curated record